GUCCCAGCGCUCCGGUUUUGAGCUUGUAAGGCUGCCUGCUGCUUUCUUCCUGUCUCUCUUCCUUCACCUCUCGAGUGAGUGGCCAUGAGCUGGGCUGUGGGAAUGCUGCGGGCCAGCCAGAGGGUGGGCGAUGUGAGAGCGAAUUGCCUGUGCCCGGGAAUGCUGCUGAGAUCCCGCCAGCCGGCAGGCAUCGCCCGCAGGGGCGCCUGGCCCAUCGCCCCCGCGUCCAAGAUGGCUACGGUGAAGUGUAAGCUUAUGAAGAAUUUCCCCUCAGAGGAGCCCGUUCGUUGCAAUAAGAUCUCCAUUGUAGGAACUGGAUCGGUUGGCAUGGCCUGUGCUAUCAGCAUCCUGUUAAAAGGCUUGAGUGAUGAACUUGCCUUGGUGGAUGUUGAUGGAGGCAGACUGAAGGGUGAGACAAUGGAUCUUCAGCAUGGCAGCCCUUUCGUGAGAAUGCCCAAUAUUAUUUGCAGCGAAGAUUACCUUGUCACUGCAAACUCCAACCUCGUGAUUAUCACAGCAGGUGCACGCCAGGAAAAAGGAGAAACACGCCUUAAUUUAGUGCAGCGAAAUUUGCCCACGUUUCAGUUAAUGAUUCCCAGUAUUGUUCGGUACAGUCCUCGCUGCAAACUGAUUGUUGUUUCCAAUCCAGUGGAUAUCUUAACUUACGUAGCCUGGAAGUUGAGUGCAUUUCCCCAAAACCGUAUUAUUGGAAGUGGUUGUAAUCUGGACACUGCCCGUUUCCGUUUCUUGAUCGGGCAGAGGCUUGGUAUCCAUUCUGAAAGCUGUCAUGGGUGGAUCCUUGGAGAGCAUGGAGACUCCAGUGUUCCCGUGUGGAGUGGAGUGAACAUCGCUGGUGUCCCUCUGAAGGAUCUGAACGUAGAUAUAGGAACUGAUCAAGAUCCUGAGCAGUGGAAAAAUGUGCACAAAGAUGUGGUUGCUAGUGCCUAUGAGAUUAUUAAAAUGAAAGGUUAUACUUCCUGGGCCAUUGGCCUGUCUGUAGCUGACUUAACAGAAAGUAUUGUGAAGAAUCUUAGGAGAAUACAUCCAGUUUCCACCAGAAUUAAGGGUCUCUAUGGAAUAAAUGAAGAAGUAUUCCUCAGUGUUCCUUGUAUCCUGGGAGGGAGUGGUAUUGCCGACCUUAUAAAAGUAAAGUUGGCCCCUGAAGAAGAGGCCCAUAUGCAGAAGAGUGCAAAAACACUCUGGGAAAUUCAAAAGGAGCUUAAGUUUUAAAGUUGUUUAAAACUACCAUUCUGAAGUUAUUGAAGAAAAGAGAGAAGUUAUGGAGUUGUGUAUGUCCAGUUUUUGAAAAAACUUGAAUUCCUAAAAGUUG
This is a messenger RNA of Kogia breviceps (pygmy sperm whale), 1330 nucleotides long. RefSeq names its product L-lactate dehydrogenase A-like 6B. NCBI's taxonomy places the organism in Eukaryota, Metazoa, Chordata, Mammalia, Artiodactyla, Physeteridae. Gene Ontology annotation, biological process: lactate metabolic process; pyruvate metabolic process. Gene Ontology annotation, molecular function: L-lactate dehydrogenase (NAD+) activity. Gene Ontology annotation, cellular component: cytoplasm. The record is from RefSeq and is a predicted model, not a curated record.